Messenger RNA from Doryrhamphus excisus (bluestripe pipefish), 5571 nucleotides. RefSeq names its product adrenoceptor alpha 2B (gene adra2b). The record is from RefSeq and is a predicted model, not a curated record. Gene Ontology annotation, cellular component: plasma membrane. NCBI's taxonomy places the organism in Eukaryota, Metazoa, Chordata, Actinopteri, Syngnathiformes, Syngnathidae. Gene Ontology annotation, molecular function: alpha2-adrenergic receptor activity; epinephrine binding. Gene Ontology annotation, biological process: G protein-coupled receptor signaling pathway.
CCUAGAACCAAGUCCUCAAGUGAAGAUGCGCCCCAGAAGCCGAUGAUGUGCGCCACAGGAGCCGUUCCAUCUUGGCAGCGUGGAAAGGACUGAGAAAGGACUUUUUGUGUGUGUGUGGGAGGAAGAUUUUCCCACCAGACGCAGGAAAUGGUGUUAGUGGACUAACUGGAAAAACAUGACGGGCUGUAAAUAUUGUCAAAUAUGAGCUUCAUGGACUUUUUGCGCACCAAAUAAGGCGCGUCCGCAAGCAAAGACGCGCAAUGUAAGAAUAAUCCUCUCGAACUGAGAGUCCCCUCCCUUUUUUAUUUUUAUUGUGGCCCCUAAUCGAUUCCUCAAUACUUUUGAGUGAUCGACCUUUUUUAUGAGUCAGAGAAGUUGAAGUUGCCAGACGCACGGGAAAACUGCAAUGUUACAGAGAUCGAAUCAGUGUGGCUUUUUUAUGGAGUCGUGGCUUUUUUCCCCCUUAAUUAAAAAGCGUUGAUCCGUGUCCUGACGCAAGAGGAGACCCCACAAGUGCUUUGUGAGCUUACAAUGGACUCGGAAGCACCGUCGUGGAGGAUGCAAGGGAGCUAACAUUUGGAGAAAACACAAGACUCAGCAACAGAGACCCCAGGAGAGGAGACCCAAGCAUGGGCUCGGUACCAGAGGGCGGCUGCUCUCUGGAGAUGAGCAGCUGGAAUGUGAGCGGCGCCUCCGUCCCUUGCAACCAGAGCGUCCUGAAGCUGGCGCCCUACUCCCCUGAAGCCACGGCAGCCUUCGCCACCGCCAUCACUUUGAUGGUGCUCUUCACCAUCGUGGGGAACGUGAUGGUCAUAAUCGCCGUCCUGACCAGCCGCUCUCUGCAAGGUCCGCAGAACCUCUUCCUGGUGUCGCUGGCCGCUGCCGACAUCCUGGUGGCCACGCUGAUCAUCCCCUUCUCUCUGGCCAACGAACUUCUGGGCUACUGGUACUUCAAGUCUCUGUGGUGUGAGAUCUACCUGGCCCUGGAUGUGCUCUUUUGCACCUCCUCUAUCGUUCACCUGUGCGCCAUCUCUCUGGACCGUUACCUGUCCAUCUCCAGGGUCACCUACGGUCGCCAGCGGACUCCCAGACGCAUCAAAGCCGCCAUUGUGGUGGUGUGGCUCAUCUCCUCCAUCAUUUCCUUCCCUCCGCUGCUGUCUCUCAAUAAGAGUGAAGGAGGCAACCUCGCGAGUGAGAGGGGUCCUCAGUGCAGGCUCAACGACGAGCGCUGGUACAUUCUUUACUCCACCAUUGGCUCCUUCUUUGCACCAUGCCUCAUUAUGAUUCUGGUCUACGUGAGAAUCUACCAAAUUGCCAAGCAGAGAACACGGUGUCCCCCCGGGGAGCCCCGCAAGGAAGGCGUCGGUGCUGCCACACCGAGUCAACCCAAACGGCACUUACAAGCCAAUGGUAGGGAGGACGAGCAAUCUUCCCUGAAGAAAACAGCUAAUGAAAGACCCCCUACCCUCGCAAUUACCCCAUCCCCCUCAGAGGGGCAGGCACAGCCCUCCCAGGAUCCCAACCCAAAUAACCUUCAACCUCCAUCCCCUUCUCCGGCCCUGAGCCCAGUCACUAACUCUGUAGAGACUUCUCCUCACGCGCCACCUGCCGCCCCGUUGCCGUCGCCCCAGUCCUCUCCAGCCAAGACUAAAGAGGACGUCAAAAAGGUCAAGCGGCAAAAGGGCAAAAAAUCUGACAACAACAACGGCGACAGCUCCAGCACGGACAGCGAGGCCAGCAACGGCGGGGGCAGGGGCAGCGCGAGUAUGCCAGGGUCACCUGCAGGAGGGGGCAUCCACUCCCCAGGCUCCAUCAAGCGAUACAGGAACAUGAUUGCCACUUCAAAGGGGGCUCGGCUGGCGCCGGGGAGAAAGUCUAGAAGAGAGACCAACCCCGGGGCUGCCAGGCGUAAAGCCAUGCUUAACCGAGAGAAACGCUUCACUUUCGUCCUGGCCGUAGUCAUCGGGGUGUUUGUGGUGUGCUGGUUCCCCUUCUUCUUCUCUUACUCCCUCCAGGCUGUGUGCCCCGAGACCUGCUCCAUCCCUGACCCGCUCUUUACAUUCUUCUUCUGGAUAGGGUACUGCAACUCCUGUCUCAACCCAGUCAUCUACACCAUCUUCAACAAAGACUUCAGGAUGGCUUUCAAAAAGAUACUGUGCAGAAACACAAAGGGUACUUUCUUUUAACAUACACAGGCUAGGACUCGGUCACCCGCAUUUGCAACAGUGACAUCUUGACAAGGGCUGCAUUCACGGUAUUGUGAGCCAUGGAAAUGUACACUUCCAAUUCCGGAUUUCUUUAAAACAGCCAUAAAAUGGUGUGAAUUGGCAUUUGGGACUACUAGGGUUUCCCAAACUUGGUCAAAAAAAUGUCAUGUUUUGACACUGGACAGUUAUGAAAAAGCCAAUAUUUGUGUGCCUGCUUCAUCGUUGCUUAGAUGCAUUUGAGGUACUCAGGUACUCAAAUACUGGAAAAUUAUAUUGGAAAUAUUGUAUAUGCAUGGAAUAUAUGUGAAAUAAUCAUAUAUUCAUGAACCAAAGUUGAAUUCAAAUGAAAUGUUAUUGUUUCACUGCCUUAAAGCAUUUAACUUUUGACCCAUGAAGAACUCACUUUUGACACAUUUGGGCUCCAGAGCCUCGGUUUGGGAAACCCUAGAUUAAGAACAGGGUGUGGUUGAGGAUUUACUUCUACCACAUCACACUGACUGAAUGUUGAUUUCAGAGAGACGCCAGAAAAGUGAUAUGUGAAAUAUAUAUAUCCAAUGUGGUGUUUGUACUUAUUAUUAAGGACUGCCAGGUUAUUGAGGAAAGAAAACAGGUAAACAGGAGGCAGGCUGACCUUAGAUUCCAACAAGCCCGGGGGCCCUUUUGUUUAUCAGCACAGAGCACAAGGAGCACACAAGGUUAGUGGUGAUUUCUUGCAGUCUUAAUCUGCCCAGCUGCAGGGCAAACAUGUGUUUUCCUGAUUUCUAUCCAAAAGAGCAGCAACAAGAGGCAUCUGAAGAUGGAAAAUGUGAUAAAGCACAGGGAAGAAUCCCUUUGAAUAUAUAUAUAUAUAUAUAUAUAUAUAUAUAUAUAUAUAUAUAUAUAUAUAUGACAUUCAUGUGUGUCAGAUGCUUCAAAGUGGACACUCAGGUUGUUGUUAGGUUUCAGUAACGGCCUGAAGGAAAUCUAACACUAAAGCAAUGUUCUCGCCUGCUUUUAAUGCAUCAACAAUAAGACUCUCUAACGAGAUUAUCCACACUGUCAUGGGAGUUUCAUCCGCUGAUUUAUGUGUGUCAUUUUCAGAGUGAGGGGAAUACGCAUUAACCAAAAAAAACAAAAAUUGUAAAAAGACAGGCGCACAAUGCAGUGAGGUUGACGUAACGUCACCGUCUAUUUCAUCCUACCGUCUAUUUUCACUCACAUUUCCUCUCACUACAGUGCAAUGGUGGUAUAUGUCUGCAGAUGUUUACACACAUUUAUCACCAUGAAUGUCAUUUUCUAUUGCUUAUCCUCACGAGGGUCGCGGACAGGUGCUGGAGCCUAUCCCAGCUUUGUGCGAGAAGCGGGGUACACCCUGGACUGGUUGCCAGCCAAUCACAGGGCACAUAUAGACAAACAACCAUUCACACUCACAUUCAUAGCUAUGGAUAAUUUGGAGUCACCAAUUAACCUAGCAUGUUUUUGGAAUGUGGGAGGAAACUGGAGAACCCGGAGAAAACUCACACAUGCACAGGGAGCAACAUGGUGGAAUCGAACACGGGCCCCCUAGCUGUGAGGCCUGCACGCUAACCACUUCACACUGCACCUCGGUGUCACUUCAGUUAUUAAAAAUAAAAUAACCAGGGGUUUAAAUGUUAAUUGACUUUGGAUUUUCUCCAAUGUACGUCAGGUCCAAAUUGUAUGUACAUUCCGACUCAAACAUAAGAGGUGCUGCAAGUUCUAGAAUUCAUUUUGACUGAAUGAGGCCAAGCCCUUUUCAUUUCUCAAUGAUGAUCAUGAUUGACUGAAGAUGGUAGUUUCUCUUCGGAGGAAACCAAUUUAAAUGGAGUUUGCCAAGAAGAGUGGUGAAAUAUCCAAACUCUCAUUACCAAGGCUCCAAUACAUAUACAUACACCCCCACUAAUACUACACGAAUACCACUUUAUGAAGCCAUCACCGAGGUUCUGGCUGGAUAUUUCACUACCCCCCAUUGGUAGAGUUCAUUGAAAUCGGUUGUUUUUGAGCACCAUCACUCACAAGACACUAAUAGGGCUUAGUUUAAAUGCAUCACCAAUUACAACAUUUACUGUAUGUGCAGUAUAUAUCAUUUUCAACCAAAGUGAAAUACAUUUCGAACUCGUGCACCCAAUCAAUGCAUAAGAUAUCAUCAUUUUAGACAUGAUGAGUGUCUGUAAACAUCUGAUCACAGCUAUCUCUCUCUCUCUCUUUCUCUCGCUCGCUCUAUAUACUGUAUAUACAUAUAUACAUAUAUUUUUUUCUCUUGCCAGGAAACAGGUUUGCUGUUUCCUUGACAAAAUGUGUGUGUAAUAAACCGCACACAUGCUUAUUGACUCAUUGGGACAAGGGCUGUCAGCGGCACAUUGUCUAAUUCUGCUGACCUGAAUGUGUGUGUGUGUGUGUAUGUGUGUGUGUGUGUGUAUAUAUCUCUUCUGGUUGCAGAUCUAUUAUAGACUUUACUUGCCAUGUGACUGCUUCUUCUAUAGUUGUGAAUACCAGACUUAUGUCAAUGCAUUGAAAGAGUCAUAUUGAUAUGUGUGUAUGUAUAUGUGUGUGUGUGUGUGUGUGUGCAAUCUUCUGACUACCCUUAAGGCCUGCCUCAUUGAUGUAUGGCUCCAGUGUUGCUUUACUAAAAGUCAUAUUUGGUCUUUGGGUGGUGGAUGUGUGCAAUGGGAGGUAACGAUAUAAGACUGUAUUAUUUAUUUGAAAUUAGUGGCUGUUUUCUCUCUAUUUAUUGUUCCAUUGCAGUGUUAUAUUGAGGGUUAAACAAUAUCCUAUUGCUCAGAGGGUGAAAAUUUUUUUAACGAGCGAGAGCCUUAUUGAUUGUGAUUAAAAUGUGGCUUUUUGUAAGAUGGGGAUGUGCUGUAAGUGAAAGAAGAUGAACUAACAUAAUUUUCAAACAGAAAUAUAAGCACAUUUGGCGGAAAACUCUGCCAAAAAAACACAAUUAGUGAGUAAUGGUUUAUGAACAUUUACAAAAAGCUAAAGAAAAUAACCCAGAGCUGUCUUGAAUUAUUAUUUUUGAAUGCCUUCUCAUUUUCUUUCCAGAAAAAGCUGCGAUUAAAUAACUUGAUAUCCUUCUUGGCUUCUUGUAAGUCACCUGCCAUUGCUUUUUGUGGUGAAUCUGCUGCUUUUCUUUAAAAAAAAACAAAACACUAAAAUAAAACAAACAAAUAAAGUAAAGCUAUAUGGCUCGAGGGUGAGACCUGCACUAAUCUAUCUCUUGAUGGCAUCUUUUCCUCGGAAAAUGCCUGUCAUGGAUGUUUCCCCCGCUGCGUUUUGACCGAGACGCAAGCUUUGGAGCUGUCAAUCAUCCAUCUGUGAUCUUUGCCACCCCGUCCCCUUCUGUUUGGAAAUAAAGUUAUUUGGA